Molecule: messenger RNA, 2905 nt
Organism: Polyodon spathula (Mississippi paddlefish)
Lineage: Eukaryota; Metazoa; Chordata; Actinopteri; Acipenseriformes; Polyodontidae
Product: ADP-ribosylation factor-like protein 1
Exons: 6
Coding region: 110-655 (181 amino acids)
Biological process (GO): intracellular protein transport; vesicle-mediated transport
Cellular component (GO): cytoplasm; Golgi apparatus
Molecular function (GO): GTPase activity; GTP binding
Source: RefSeq, a predicted model, not a curated record
GAUAGUUUUACAUGCAAAAAAAGCGACACGUCACUGGGAUUUUGAGCAGCAAGAGAGUUGCGAAGGUAAUUUUAACGAGAUAAAGAAGAGAACCCGAACUUAAAACAAUAUGGGUGUCUUCUUCUCCAGGCUUUUCUCUGGUUUAUUUGGGACAAGGGAGAUGAGAAUCUUGAUUCUUGGUCUAGAUGGAGCAGGAAAGACCACUAUAUUGUACAGACUACAAGUUGGGGAGGUUGUCACCACUAUCCCUACGAUUGGUUUCAAUGUUGAAACAGUGACAUAUAAGAAUCUUAAAUUUCAAGUUUGGGACUUGGGAGGACAGACGAGUAUCAGGCCGUACUGGCGUUGUUAUUACUCGAACACCGAUGCAAUCAUUUAUGUAGUGGACAGCUGUGAUAGAGACAGAAUGGGGAUCUCCAAGUCGGAACUGGUUGCCAUGUUGGAGGAAGAGGAACUCAAAAAAGCUAUAUUGGUGGUGUUUGCAAACAAACAGGAUAUGGAACAGGCUAUGACACCCACAGAAGUAGCAAAUUCACUUGGGUUGCCAGCACUAAAAGACAGGAAGUGGCAGAUAUUUAAAACGUCUGCAACUAAAGGCACUGGAUUGGACGAGGCAAUGGAAUGGUUGGUUGAAGCACUGAAGACCAGGCAGUAAAAACCUGCUUUGAGUGUUCCAGUAAACCCUGUGAUUUGAAAUAUCCUCACUGCUUUCUGUUAUUACCUCCUGUGCACCGUGUUGUUGGUAUUGGUUUUUAAACAUGAACACCCUAGUCGUUGAUCAACUGGGUUGUUUCUCCCAAAUUCAUUUCACUGCCUCACCAGCGUGUCUUCAGAGGAAAUGUUCUGGAUGCAUUCUGAAUGUCCAUAAUUUUGUCUAAAUAGAAGCCCCUCUUCAGCCACAUUGCUGUCUCUUGAAUUUGUAAUGUUUAUUACACAGAGGAUUGCAGUUUGAGAUGUGAGCAGUGAAACUUUGACAGCGAUGACCCAUGAUUGUGAUUUAAAAAAAAACAAAAAACAAAAACAGUUCAACAAUGGUAAGGUGUGAUACUGUUAACACGUGAUUACUUCCAGUACGAAACAGUAUAAACAGGGGAGCGUGUUCACAGGUUAAAGGCAGCAUCCUCUUUUAUUCGAAUUACAGGGAAGUGUUCAAAACUCAUCCAGUUAAGGUGAACAUGGAGAGAACAUUAAAAAAAAAAAAGGUUGUUUGCUUUAUUACAGUAUUCCAUGUAUGAUAGGAUCCAUGGCAACUGAAGUAAACACCACUCUGUACUAUAAACUACUUUUUAUUCCUUUCAUUACAGUUUAUAUACCGGUGUUGAUUAUGUUAGAUUUAUGUACAUUUGAUAUUUUUCCAGUUGAUGUUGAGCUUGCUUUUUGGUGUAUUGUCAGUUUCGUGGGAGAGAUUUUGUGUUUUCUGGUCAUUUUUGUUUGUAUUCAGAUACUAAUGCGCACCCAUCUGUAGUGAUUUUUACUCCUGGAUUUGAUGUUUAUUUAUUGACAUUUACAGUAAAGGAUGGCUUCUUUAAAAUAUGAAGAAUUCAUGAAAAUAAACCAUAUAACAUAAUCAUUGCAUUCUGUUUCACUAUGCUGACAAUUUGAAUCACUAAGUCAAAUUUAAAUGUACUAUUGUAGAUAGUUAAAUGAUAAACUGUAGUAUUAUAGUUAAUAUAUGCAAUAUGGGGAAUCCGAGGGUUCAGUAACUUGUCCAUGUCAUUUGACCACAAGGUUGCAUGUUGUUUCCAGUAUGCUCUGUGUUGGUAGAGACCAAAGCCUUAAUGGCUUUUACGGUCAGUUUUUCAGAACGAUCAAUGAUUUAAAGGAAAAGCACUUUGCAAGCACUGAAUUCAUUAUCGGUAUGGUAUGACAGAUAGAGAAAACACGAGACGUCUAAACUAAAUGAGGCAACAUUUGUGCACUAACUAGUGGUUACACCACUGCAAACCGCAUAUCUAAUUGUGAAAUUGUCCAACUCAAUCUAGGUAGGUAAAAAAAAAAAAAAAGUUAUCUGCCACAUAUUUUUAAAUAUUCAGAGCUGCUUAUCCGUUUGUAAGGAAACUUGGUUUGGACAGGAUUAAUAAAGUUAGUGUUUAUAUUGAGAUCCUUUCUGUCUGUUUAUUUUUUACACAUACAUAUGAUGGAUGUAGAUCAUAGUGAUCUCCGUCUUUAUGUUUAUGCCGCUAGUUUUGUAUUGUUGAGGUGGAUGGGUUGCUACUAAACUGAAGGACAUUUUUUUUUUUUUUUUAACUAGAAAAGUGAAGGACAGGUGUUUUCUAACUAGAAAAGUGAGGACAGGGUUUUCUCGCUAGAGAAGUGUGAAGGACAGGGUUUUCUCACUAGGAAAGUGUGUCCCGUUCCUUCAAUUUUGCGUAUUUAAUGCAGAACAGUAAUUCACAGCUGGAUUUUAUCUGUCACACUCAUGUUUUUCAGCCACAAUGUUAGAAUACUUCUUUUUUAUAUCAUAAUGAAGCUUUUACUUAGUUUACUAAGGAUAAAGUGGGUAUUUUAAUUUUAUAUAUAUUUUUUCUAAAAUAUAUUAAAUACCUUCAGAAACAAAAUCAGAUGGUAGAUGGUAAAAAUGUAUUACCUAACUGCUAAGGAUCCACCAUGACUUGGUGUGGACAGAGUGUGCAUGUGGUUUCUAAGUGAUAAUGCCAGAAACUCUCAAUUGCAUUAUUGUCUAGUGAUGGAAAUGUAGGAACUGGGAGAAGAUUCUGCAUGGGUCAAAAGUGUAGUUAGGAAAGUACUUCACAGAGAAAGUUGACAUCAACACUAUCAAUGUAACAUGAAGUGACGGAGAUACUGUUGAGCCAGUGUUGACGACUUGUUUUAUUUCUUGUACAGUGGUUAAUUGUGAUUGUUUUUGUUUUGCCUUGAGUAUGAAUAAAACCUGUUAUGUCUUUCA